AUGUCUCUCGGGCCUUCUCUCUCCCGCUGUCUGCCUGCCCGUUAUCAGCACAUCUGUUUGUCUCACCCCCGCUUCCUCCCUCCUUUUCUCUGUGCAGAUCUCCGCGGCGCUCUCCGGAAUAAUCUUCGCCGCAAUCCCCGCACUCCUGGCGGUGCGGCGGGCAGCGCAGGCAGUAGAGCGGUGCGGAGGGCGGCACAGGCUGCGGUGCGGAGGGCGGCACAGGCAGUAGAGCGGCUGGCAUCAACGGCGAGGGAGGAGCUGCCGGGGACGAUGGCGGCAGUGCGGCUGUCAGGGAUGGAGAUCAGCGACCUCACCAUGGAGCUCAGCGACCUCAGCCACGAGAUCUCUCAGGGAGUGCGCAGUCCUGCACGGACGUCCCGCCUUGCCACCGGCACCAGCAGCACCAGGGCCAAGGAGCAGCACACUGCUGACGCUCUCAAAGAUGCAACAGUGAUCCCCAUCCGCGUGGUAAGCCCGCUCUUCUCCUCGGCUGCUGGUGCGGUCGGCGCUGCCGCCUCCACAGUCGGCUCUACAGUGUCUCAUGUGGGCGGCACAGUUGGGGCGGCAGCAUCUCACGUGGGCGGCACGGUUGGGGCGGCAGCGUCACAUGUAGGGGCGGCAGCAUCGCAUGUGGGCGGCGCAGCGGCUCACAUUCCCUCGGUGGUAUUCAACCUUGUCGAUUUCCUGCCGUGGGGCCACAGGAGAGGUGCUUCCUCCGGUGCUGCCUCCGCUGGUCCGCACUCCGGUGCACCUUCCAAGUCAGUCGCCACAGGAAGGGCUGACCCUAUCCCAAGUGGAUCAAGCUCAGACCAGCAAUCGCCGGAAUCACUCCACCACAGGCCCCACCAGCCUCUCCAGUCUCUGGAUUCCCACGAGUCUCACCAGUUGAACGCGAAUCAGCAUGCUCGUAUUGAGGGUGUUGCGCCGCACAAGGUGGCAGGAGCAGGCAGCGUAAGGCAGGAGGAUGUGGUGAGGGUGGGGGCGGCAGCAGAGGAGCAGUUUGAGCUGUCGUCGCUGCCCUCCUUGGUGGGAUGGCUGCAGCACAGAAAGGACAAGGAGAAGCACCCAAAUGGGGAUGCGAGAGGGUCUCAGUCAGGUUCUCGGAAGGUGGCAGAAGCAGGCGGCACGAGGCAGGCAGUGAUUGUGAGGGCAGCAGACGAGCAGUUUGAGUCCCGAGAGGAGUCACGAGCACCGGCAGCGCAGCAGCAGCACGGCGUGGAGUGGCAGUCGCGGUUGCGCCACGUGUACUUAAUGGGCGUCAUAGUCGACGUGGAUAAGCUCCCCUUUAAGUUCGUCCGAUUCGCCUUAGAUGACGGCAGCAUGACCGCCGCCAGCUGCGCUCGCCCCGCCCCUUUCCCCGCUCCGUUCCCCGACCCGUCCCCCCCACCGUUCCCCGCCCCGUCACCCGCCCCCCCGUGCACCGCCUCCGCCCGUGUCUCUGCCCCUUCGGCUAUCGCGACACCCCCAGCGCGACUUACGGGCGCGAUACCAGUCGCCGCACCGCAACUGUCCACCGUCUGUGCCACGCGGCCUGUGCGCGCAGUGCCAUGUGUGCUGUGGCUCAACAGUCGCGAUCACGCGGAGCGCCACGUGGCGAUGCUGCAGGCAGCCACGUGUGUCCACGUGGGCGCGCUGGUGGGCGUGCGGGGGAGAGUGAUGGUGUUCAAUGGACGGAGGCAGGUGACUGUGGACGCGGUGUGCGCGAUAUCAGAUCCCAACGAGGAAAUACUGCACUGGUUGGACUGCCUCGAAACUACACAUUAG
Closterium sp. Naga37s-1 is the source of this 1764-nucleotide messenger RNA. The record is from the annotation of a GenBank genome assembly. NCBI's taxonomy places the organism in Eukaryota, Viridiplantae, Streptophyta, Zygnematophyceae, Desmidiales, Closteriaceae.